Messenger RNA from Poeciliopsis prolifica (blackstripe livebearer), 2948 nucleotides. RefSeq names its product Dexi homolog (mouse) (gene dexi). Lineage: Eukaryota; Metazoa; Chordata; Actinopteri; Cyprinodontiformes; Poeciliidae. The transcript has 2 exons. The record is from RefSeq and is a predicted model, not a curated record. Bases 535 to 804 code for a protein of 89 amino acids.
UGCGCUUCGUGGUAGUCUGUGUUUUGAUGUAGUUGGCAUAAACGUUCUGGGACAUUUAGCUUCGGGAACGUCGUGAAAAUGCGCUGUUUUUGAUUACCCGUUUCGUUUUCUCGUUGCCCGGGAGUACACCAAGGCCAUCAUACAUACAAAUGUGCGAGUUUGUUUUGGCUAACCUUGGAUGCAACUGUUUUUAGCCGCGGCCAGCUGGCAUGGCGUGAAUCCGGCGACCCCGCAGGAAACCAAUGUGGAGAAUGCGUCGAGCAAGCCAGGACGACAUUUGAACACGGUCCUUGAGUUAUUAUUAGCAAUGAGCGUAUCGCCGUCCACUUUGCCCGCUUUCUCCUUCAUUUCUUCAGGCCCGCACAGAUAGACCGCCGAAAACCGCAAAGCUCCCUCGGUUCCCACUGCGAGUCGGGCCGAGCCGACAUGGAUGCGGUUGUCCCAUUAACUCAGCCCGACUGUCCACAAUAGCUGCCGCCGACCGAGCCCGAAUCAAGCCCUGCUCAAACCACGCCGCGGCUGUCCGUGUUUUCUAUGACACGCUCGGUUUAUGCCCAGCUCGAUUCGGUGGAAUUGCUUUUGGACGAGCUCCCAUAUAUGUUUUAUUUGGGCCUGUUUUUUGUGAACGUCCUCAUACUCUACUAUGCUUUUCUGAUGGAGUACAUCGUCCUAAAUGUGGGGAUAGUGUUCCUGCCCGAGGACAUGGACCAGGCGCUGGUGGACCUCGGCGUGCUGUCCGACCCGGCCUCCGUACCUUACGACACGGACCAGGAGCUGGACGUGUUCGAGGGAUACCUGGAAUGACGCGGUGUGACCGAGGAAGCGAAGAUGGGGGGUGGGAGGCCUCCCAGUGGCUGCUAGUGGAGGCUGCCUCCUGCAGAGAUGUCUUAUUGAAAAAGUUGUCUCGGCUCAAAGGAAGGUAGCCUUUUGCAAAGAGACCCAGGACUCUUCGGGGGGGGACUCUACUGAGGUCCAGUCACCCGCGGCUGGGUUCCAGUAAAAACAAAAAGCUACUUCCUGUACGGAAGAGUGUGGUUCCGAUGACUUGCAUGGAGAUCCGGCAGCCUGGCAUGCACUCCCAAAAAUCUUUCCAGGCUUAUAUGGGAUCCGAUUGUUCUUUGAGCAGACGGUCUUCAAAAUGAAUCCAAUCAGCGGCCGUGUACAUUUCAGUGUCAUACUCUACGCCGCGAAACAUUUGAGAACUGUUCCGCUGUGGCACGGUUGGUAUAUAAUCACUCUAAAGCACGUCGGACCCCGCCGCCGCUGCUGCUGCUGGUUGACUGAGUCAGAAUGGGUUAUUUUGAGCUUCCUCUCACUGUAUUCCAGCAUCAUCAGGGACAGGCACUGUCUCAGGAGUAAAGAUGGCGCCUCUCGGUGUGCUGGCAGGUCUUGUUUUACUAGAAAGCUGCAAGACUGUAAAGCAAAAACGUUGCUUAUUUUGUGCUUUUUCACUGAAAAGCAGAAAGGAAUGAUUUUUAUUUUUUUUUCUUCUGUUUUGUAUUUUCACAGUUUGGUUCACGUGGAUUUUAUUUUGGCUCAAACGUGUUUUAAUAUUACGAAUAAAACCCCAUUCCAGGGACAUUUUUAUUCAUUUUAUUCAGGUGAUUUAGGCUGAUUGAACUUUGCAUGAUUUUUGUGUCACGAGUUGAUUGAACUGAACACGUUUUCCUCGUUCUUGCUUCGUUUAAACGAUCGUAAAGCUGAAACCCCUUUCACAAGGUGGAUGUCCUCGACAGCAAUAAUAAAGUAGAGUAACGCAGUGGUCGAUUGGACGGCGGUGAGAUGAUUUGCCUAAUUUAGUGAGAAAGAGAACACCCUGUUCUCAGGGCCGACUGUAAGACUGUUUGUUGGGAAUUGAUCUCUGAAUGUACCAUCCAUGCUGCAGAUGUGGAAGGAGUGAGCUAAAGCGUUUAGCUGAAUGCUCACUUGACAAUAAAAAGAAAACUGUUCUUAUUUUCUCCCAAUGAGGCUGACUUGCAGAAUGUCUUUUGCGUCGUCAACCCGACAUGCACCUGCAUGUUCCACUCUGAAGUUUGAAUCCAGAUCUCCUUUCUGCCAGCUUUCCUUCAGUCCGUCAGACUGCCCUGAUUUUAAUGUCAAUGACACUGCCUGGUCUGCUGGCACAGCAACCUAAACGUCUGGUGAGCGACCCAGGUCUCUCCAACUGAGCUGUAGAUGCAAGUAAUUCCACCCUAAUGCAAGACUGUUUUUUCUAAAGCUUUGUUAGACUCAAGCCGGCGUCGAUCGUUGAAGCCGGGUUCGAAAAGCAAUAUGUAAAUAUGAAUCUUUGAAUUUGUGCGUAACCCAGUGUUACCAUAUUUUUUUGUUUUUAUUAUUACUUUGUGACCAAAUUUAAAACAGCCUCUUGGUUUGAUCGCUCACAAUUAGAACUCAGGAAAUUGCUUUUAAGUAAUUAUUGUAAGCUAAGUUUGUACAAAAUUUGACCAGAUGGAAGCAAAUAUUCAAAUCAAAGUAAAACAACCAGCACCUGAUGGUGAACUCACAGGUACUGCCUGUGGGGAAAAAAUAAAUAAAUUAUAGCCAUUUUUGGGCAAUGGUAGAAAAUGUGAUUCAUUUAGUUUGAAUGUUUAAAAAUUGUACAAAGUACAAGAUCAGUUUGAAUCAAUGCCAACUUCACUGAAAUCUAGCUUUGAUUGUAAAAUCUCCUCGUUGCCGUUCGCAGCAUCGCUGUUUUGAAUCCGGUGACUACAUCAGACAUUCAAGUGACUCGCAGACACCGCCAGUGGAGUGUCAGGGGAAAAAAAAAGUUCUGUUUCAAAACACUCAUAGCCUGUAAUCAUCAGCAUUACAGCGCAGCAAUGUUCAUCUGACCCCGUAAACGAACAAGAACUUUAUAUAUGACUCAACUCCUAAAUAUGUGCUAUACCGUUGUCAUGUGGUUGGAUUCAGCCACGCUUCACUCUGAAAUAAAAAUGAUUUUCAAAUGA